CAGUUCACUAAAGUCUGAUCAGUUCCAUUUCGGAUUCAAAAUCUCAGACAUCAAAUCAAAACCUUAAUGCAAUCAAAAAUCAGAACCAAUAACCUCGUAAUCUACAAAAUCUGGCUCCCGACAUCUGGAAACGCCUGUUCCCACCACGAACAAGAAGCAGACCGCUCCCAAUAAUCCCAAACAUCACAAUACGUCGCCGUUCUCUCUCAAAAAUGGAAAUCAACAUUUUCAAAUUAUGCUCCGGCCUCAAAGUCCUCGGCUACUUAAUGAUCUUUCUCGUCGCCGGAAUCGUCGCCGUUUCUUACUACGCCGUCGUCAUUGUCACCUGGGGCCCCAAGUUACUUGACGGCGGUGCCCAUUCCGCUUCAGCCUUCUUUAUACUCAUUGUAUUUCAUAUUCUGCUUGUAAUGUUACUGUGGAGUUAUUUUAGAGUAGUGUUUAAAGACCCGGGUUCGGUACCGGAUAAUUGGAGGCAAUUGACGAUGGAGGCGGGAACUAGUAGUAGCGAGUCGGGUUCUGGAGGCCCUGGAACGCCGCGGUAUUGUAAUCACUGUCAGAAUGGGAAGCCUCCGCGUUGCCAUCAUUGCUCUGUUUGCCAAAGAUGUGUUCUUAAGAUGGAUCAUCAUUGUGUUUGGGUGGUGAAUUGUGUCGGCGCUUGGAAUUACAAGUUUUUUCUUCUUUUUUUGCUCUAUACAUUUCUGGAGAUGAUGUUGGAUACUCUAGUACUACUGCCUAGUUUUAUCAAGUUUUUUAAUGAAGCCAAGGAUCAUUCAACUUCCCCUAGCCGGCUUGCAGUAAUUUUCUUGGCAUUUGUUCUUAAUUUAGCCUUUGCUCUCAGCCUGCUCUGUUUCAUAGUUAUGCAUGCAUCUCUUCUAUCAACCAACACCACAUCUGUAGAGGUUUAUGAGAAGAAAAGAGCAGUCAGAUGGAAGUAUGACAUGGGGAGGAAGAGUAAUUUCGAACAGGUAUUUGGCACAAAUAAGGCAUUGUGGUUAUUUCCAUUGUUCUCCAAGGACGAUUUAGACAAGAUACCUUCACUUAAUGGCCUAGAUUUUCCUACACACUCUGAUGUUGCGGCUUGAAUGAGCUUGCUCAUCUGCUGGAUAUGUACAUUUUCCGAAGUAUCGACUCAAAGAAAAUGUUUGAAAUUCUGGAGGUAGAACGUUUCUUUUACAUUUGAUGCAAAGUCAGUAGUAUUCAUUACAGGAGCAAAAUAGUUAAGCUUGCGAUUGUUCACAAAAAAAAAAAUGUAUUAUCCAACUGUAAUUGACUGGUUAACCGGUGAUGUGACAUUGCAAAAUUUACAUAUAUGUUUAAUGUUGUGCCUUGAUGUAAAA
This is a messenger RNA of Mercurialis annua (annual mercury), 1337 nucleotides long. RefSeq names its product probable protein S-acyltransferase 12. Gene Ontology annotation, molecular function: palmitoyltransferase activity. The record is from RefSeq and is a predicted model, not a curated record. NCBI's taxonomy places the organism in Eukaryota, Viridiplantae, Streptophyta, Magnoliopsida, Malpighiales, Euphorbiaceae. The coding region runs from base 213 to 1082 and encodes 289 amino acids. The transcript is spliced from 8 exons.